This is a messenger RNA of Phanerochaete carnosa HHB-10118-sp, 969 nucleotides long. RefSeq lists its product as uncharacterized. Bases 1 to 969 code for a protein of 322 amino acids. The record is from RefSeq and is a predicted model, not a curated record. Lineage: Eukaryota; Fungi; Basidiomycota; Agaricomycetes; Polyporales; Phanerochaetaceae. The transcript is spliced from 6 exons.
AUGCCUUUCGAAACAGUGUCACAAGUUGUCGAGGAGCAAGCACGAUUAGCCCUUCACUCUACAGAAAACGUGGAUUCCUUCCUCCGUCUUCCCACUGCCGAGCAAGUUGCACGCCUGAACACCUGGAGCGUGUUGAAGCUUCUCGGCUUGGCACUCUACUCCGUACAAAGAUGCACCAUGGCCGAAACCACCUUUGCGCGAAUGUGGUAUGAGACAUUGCGCCAGCUCGACGAUGUGGCGGAAAUCCGCCAAGCAAUGCGAGACACCGAUACUAUUCUUUCCGGCAGUCGCUGUGUGCGGUUCCUGUACUGCGACGUGCAUUUUGUUUGCGGAGAUUGGGAUUGGUACACGACUUCGAGUGGUGUCGAGGCGUCUUGCGCGUUUGUCACAAACAAGCUCAGGGGGAAGGAAGUUGCGCGGUUCGCAGGACAUUACACAGACGAUGAUAAUACACCGAAGUGCUACACGCAUUGCGCUCCCGAGCUCAUUAAACACGAAAGUUCAGCACUCCGCACGGCAAUUUCGAUGUUAUGUGCAGCAAAACAGUAUGGGUUUUGCCUCGCUUAUCCCACCGCAUUCUUCCAGCGCCUUAACAUGCAAACGCAUCGCGAUUUACAGCCUCACGAUUUACGAGCGAUUGCGAAAGCCUUUGUGACCAACACGCGCAAUCCUUCGGGGACAUAUUCUGCCUGGCAUAUGUUUUUGAGUACCAAGGCUGGUCUACCCAAUGUUGCCGCGCGGCUUUUCCGCGUUCUCAAGCGCUUCUGGGGUUCUCGUACACCCAUCGCGAUCUGCUGGACGUUCAAGUGCCCGGACAAUGUAAUGAUGCAGGGGGGAGCGUCGACCAAACGGUUGAAGGCCUACGCCGCUCUCUCAGUAUCGCAGAUCUGUUUGUUUAGUUAUCCGCUGAGUCCCGUUGAUCGUGAUCAUACAAGCAAUGCAAUCGUGUCCGCGAGCGCGAACUGCUGA